This is a messenger RNA of Protomyces lactucae-debilis, 4578 nucleotides long. RefSeq names its product putative multidrug resistance ABC transporter. Bases 283 to 4485 code for a protein of 1400 amino acids. The record is from RefSeq and is a predicted model, not a curated record. The transcript has 2 exons. Gene Ontology annotation, cellular component: membrane. NCBI's taxonomy places the organism in Eukaryota, Fungi, Ascomycota, Taphrinomycetes, Taphrinales, Protomycetaceae. Gene Ontology annotation, biological process: transmembrane transport. Gene Ontology annotation, molecular function: ATP binding; ABC-type transporter activity; ATP hydrolysis activity.
GCUAGCAAAUAGCGUAUAUGUCGCUGUUUCGAAUUCGAGCUCAGCCCAGAUUCGAUCUGGUGGCUGAGUAUUGACACCCAUUGACAGCACGAACCAAUCUCGAGCGCGCAAGUGAUCAGCCCGCCCGCCCACUUCAAGUAUGGAGUCCAGAGUCCAGGCGCGAGCGACGCGACGAAUCCGGAACUGCUGCGGAGUGUCGUAUGUUGCCACAACACAGAUCAAAAUAUGCUAUAGCACGACUCGCCUUGCACAGCUACACUCCUACUAGCUCCUGAACAAUAGAUGUCGGCCUUGCACGAGAAGCAGCUGGCCGACCUAGCAAGGUCAUCGUCGGCCGUCGAGAGCAUCUCGCCAUAUCAUCCAACACAAGGCUCGGCGCUCGACCCAAACAGCGCUGAUUUUGAUGCUCGGCAAUGGACACAAGCCAUGUACAGACUACAGCAAGACGCUGGAAAACAAGGCCGCUCCCUUGGAUACUCCUUCAGGCGUCUGAGUGCUUUUGGGCAUGGCACCGACAUGGAUGUUCAAAAGACAGUAUCUAGCGUCUUCCUCGAAGUAAUCAACGUCGCAAAACGGCUUAUCGGCAUCAAAGGACAGCGUAUCGAUAUAUUGCAUCCGAUGGAUGGCUUGGUCCGUGCCGGGGAAAUGCUCGUAGUGCUUGGUCCGCCAGGCAGUGGAUGCAGUACAUUUCUCAAGAGCAUCACGGGUGACACAGAUGGCUUCAUGCUUGGUACAGAUGCAAAGCUCAACUUCCAAGGCAUCUCGUACCGUGACAUGACUUCGCGCUACCGAGGCGAAGCCAGCUACACUGCCGAACUGGACGAGCAUUUCCCAAACUUGACUGUCGGCGAGACCCUCUUCUUUGCAGCCAAGGCUCGUGCGCCCCGCAAGACUCCUGGCGGUCUCUCUCGUGAUGCUUGGGCGUCGUUGAUGCGCGACGUCAUGAUGGCUACGCUCGGCAUCAGCCACACGCUCAACACCAAGAUUGGCAAUGACUACAUACGUGGUGUCUCUGGCGGUGAGCGCAAGCGUGUCACCAUUGCAGAGGCUGCCCUCUCGCGUGCAGCAAUUCAAGCUUGGGACAACUCGACACGCGGCCUUGAUUCUGCAAAUGCCAUCGAGUUUUGCAAGACCCUCCGGCUUCAAGCUGAUUACUUUGGCAUCACGCCUGCAGUGGCCAUCUACCAAGCCCCUGCGUCGGCCUUUGAUUUGUUUGACAAAGUAUUGCUUCUCUACAAUGGACAUGAAAUCUAUUUUGGCCCUGUCAGCCAGGCCAAAGACUACUUUGAGAGGCUCGGCUUUGAAUGUCCAGCACGUCAGACGACACCAGACUUUCUGACGUCCAUGACUGCACCAGAUGAGCGUCGUGUCAGGCCAGGUGCUGCACCUCCUCAAACGCCGCUCGAGUUUGCUACUGCCUGGCGAGCAUCAAAGGAGCGUGCUCAACUGCUGCUAGACAUUGCCGACUACGACGCGAUAUUUCCGAUCGGAGGCCCUGUACGAGAUUUGUUCGAAGAUUCGCGCCGGGAAGAGAAGGCAUCCGUCCAGCGUGCCUCAUCACCAUACACCUUGUCUUACCGCGAGCAAGUUGCGCAUUGUCUGUGGCGAGGUUUCCGCAGGCUCGUGGCUGAGCCCACGCUGACUCUCUACCAGCUCUUGUCCAAUCUGCUGCUGGCCAUUAUUGUUGGCACUGUCUUUCUCAACCUCAAGCAGGAAACCAAUGGAUUCUUCAAGCGCGGCUCUCUGCUCUUCUUCGCCGUGCUGCUCAACGCGCUGGCUUCGGCUCUGGAAGUGCUUCUGCUGUACGAACAGCGCGAUAUCUGUGAGAAGCAUGCACGAUAUGCAUACUAUCAUCCAUCUGCAGAGGCUUUUGCCUCCAUCUUAACCGACUUGCCCUACAAAAUUUCGAAUGCAAUUACCUUCAAUGUGGCACUGUACUUCAUGACCAACUUGCGGCGCGAGGCUGGUCCCUUCUUCUUCUUUGUCCUCGUCUCUUUUCUUGUCACACUAUCAACGUCGCAUUUGUUUCGAACACUCGCUGCCGUCAGUCGCUCGCUUGUUCAGGCUCUCGUUCCCACUGCACUCAUAACCUUGGCGCUCGUCAUGUUUAGUGGCUUUGUGAUUCCUGUCGUUGACAUGCUUGGCUGGUCACGCUGGAUUCACUGGCUCAAUCCACUCUCAUAUGGGUUUGAGUCGCUCAUGAUCAACGAAUUCCACGGGCGAGACUUCAGCUGUGACAGCCUGAUACCGACCUAUGGAUCACUUGUGGACGGCACGCAAGUGUGCUAUACUGUUGGAUCGGUCGCUGGUCAAGACUUUGUGAAUGGUGCCAGCUACAUCGAAGCUGCGUAUGGCUACGUACACGACAACAAAUGGAGAAAUGUGUAUAUCCUUGCAGGGUUCACAAUCUUCUGGGGCCUCACAUAUCUGAUUGGUGUCGACUUUAUCCAAGCCAAGAAGAGCAAAGGCGAAGUACUCGUCUUUCGCCGGCGUCAAAAGCGCAGAGAUGUCGAAGCAGCAUCGCCCGUCUUGCCCUCUGCCAAAGCACAAAUGCAGAUUCAGCAGCAGACUGCCGUCUUUCACUGGUCCGAUGUCUGUUAUGAUGUCCGCAUCAAGAAAGAGACACGGCGCAUCUUGGAUCACGUCGAUGGUUGGGUCAAGCCAGGCACUCGAACAGCCUUGAUGGGCGUUUCAGGUGCCGGCAAAACGACCUUAUUGGAUGUGCUUGCAUCGCGUAUUACGAUUGGCGUGGUUGGAGAGAUGCUCGUUGAUGGUCAGAUUCGCAAUGCGGCGUUUCAGCGGCAGACGGGAUACGCUCAGCAGCAAGACUUACACCUGGACACUUCGACUGUUCGAGAGGCUCUCACCUUUUCCGCGCUUCUCAGACAGCCGGCGCACAUCCCAAGGCAAGACAGAAUCGACUAUGUUGACGAAGUCUUGUCCCUCCUCGAUAUGGUGGAUUAUGCAGAUGCUGUCGUUGGCGUGCCUGGCGAAGGUCUCAAUGUCGAACAACGGAAACGUCUUACGAUUGGAGUGGAACUGGCUGCACGGCCAGCGCUCUUGCUCUUUCUUGACGAGCCAACCUCUGGUCUCGAUGCGCAAACAUCGUGGGCUAUCUGUGACUUGCUCGAAAAGCUUACCAAGGCCGGUCAAGCCGUGCUCUGUACAAUCCAUCAACCAUCCGCCAUGCUGUUCCAGCGUUUCGACCGACUGCUCUUGCUUGCUCAGGGUGGACAGACUGUCUAUUUUGGCGAUAUCGGCGAGGAUUCUCAAACACUAGUUAGCUACUUUGAGGCGAAUGGUGCGCCGAGCUGCCCACCCAAGGCCAAUCCGGCCGAGUGGAUGCUCGAAGUCAUUGGUGCUGCUCCCGGCUCCCACUCAGAUCGUGAUUGGCAUCAAGUCUGGCAUGCUUCUCCUGAAUACCGCACAGUCAAGGCUACGCUGCAUGAUUUCGCAUCUGCUACGCCAGGGUCACUCGACGUCCAAGAUCAGUACGCUGCCCCGUUGUUUGAGCAAUUCAAGGUGGUGACACAGCGUGUCUUCUCCCAAUACUGGCGUACACCCACAUACAUCUACAGCAAGCUCCUUCUCUGCGUCCUGGGCGCCUUGUUUGUUGGCUUUGUCUUUUACAAGUCACCCAACAAUCUGCAAGGCAUGCAAAAUCAAAUGUUCGCCGUCUUCAUGCUCUUCACGACCUUCCCGCAACUGGUCAGUCUGAUGAUGCCUCAUUUUAUCAAGCAGCGCUCCUUGUACGAGGCUCGGGAGCGACCGAGCAAAGUGUACUCGUGGAAAGUCUUCAUCAUGGCAAACAUCGUUGUUGAGCUGCCAUGGAAUACAUUCUUUGCUGUGCUCAUGUUCUUCGCCUUUUACUAUCCAGUUGGCUUUGCCAGAAAUGCUGAAUUCACAGGCGCCGUUGCAAUUCGUGGCUUCCUCUUCUUCCUCUAUGUCUGGCAAUACAUGCUCUUUAUCUCGACGUUUGGCAGCCUCAUGAUUGCUGCACUCGACAGCGAAUUGGCCAGCAAUCUGGCGGAGCUGCUGUUUGCCUUGUGUCUCAUCUUUUGUGGUGUCCUCGUCAAUGUCAAGAGCUUGGGCAAGUUUUGGAUCUUCAUGUACUAUGUCAGUCCUUUUACCUAUCUGGUGAGCAGCAUGCUGUCAGUGGGUAUCGCCAAUGCGCCCGUCACAUGUAGCCAGGUGGAGCUGCUUCGCUUCAACGCCCCAAGCGGCACAUCAUGCGGUGAAUUUAUGAACGACUUCAUCACAGCCGCAGGUGGAUAUCUUGUGGACCCACUCGCGAGCGUCUGCGAAUACUGUCGAAUUUCGGAAACCAAUACGUUCCUAGCGGCAGUGUCGAGCAAGUACGCGCAUCGCUGGCGAAAUUUUGGCAUACUUUGGCUAUACAUCUUGGCGAAUAUCGUCGGUGCCAUCUUUCUCUAUUGGCUAGCACGGGUGCCCAGGACUCGAAAGGCUCAACCCCAGCUGAAAUGAAUUUCUUAUAUCAUACAUGUAUAAUACUUCUCAUGAGAUCUCUGCGGACUCCCCGUUCUGACGUUGCUGAAAGCAUUUGAAAUGCACAUGGUG